Molecule: messenger RNA, 959 nt
Organism: Trichoderma asperellum CBS 433.97
Lineage: Eukaryota; Fungi; Ascomycota; Sordariomycetes; Hypocreales; Hypocreaceae
Product: 60S ribosomal protein eL6
Biological process (GO): ribosomal large subunit assembly; cytoplasmic translation
Cellular component (GO): ribosome; cytosolic large ribosomal subunit
Molecular function (GO): RNA binding; structural constituent of ribosome
Source: RefSeq, a predicted model, not a curated record
AUGUCGGCCAAGCCCACGACCAAGCAGUUCGGGAAGUCGACCCGGGAGGUUCCCGCCUCCGCCGACCAGGCCAAGAAGUGGUAUCCCGCCGACGACGACAGCGCGCCUAAGAAGGUUCGCAAGGCUGUCCGAUCUUGGGCUCCCCGAAAGUCUCUCCAGCCCGGUACCGUCCUGAUCCUCCUCGCCGGCCGCUUCCGUGGCAAGCGUGUUGUCCUCCUCAAGAACCUCGACCAGGGUGUUCUCCUCGUCACCGGCCCCUUCAAGAUCAACGGUGUUCCUCUGCGAAGAGUCAACUCCCGAUACGUCAUCGCCACCUCAUACAAGGUCGACAUCUCCGGCCUGGACGCUGCCAAGAUCGAGGAGAUCUCUCAGCCCAAGUACUUCACCGCUGAGAAGGCCAAGGAGAAGGCCUCCGCUGAGGCUUUCUUCAAGCAGGGAGAGAAGCCCCAGAAGAAGGAGAUCAACAGCAGCCGUGCUGCCGACCAGAAGGCCGUCGACAAGGCUCUGAUUGCCAGCAUCAAGAAGGUGGAUCUGUUGGCCAGCUACCUCGCCAGCACCUUCAGCCUGCGGAAGGGUGACAAGCCCCACGAGAUGGCGUGGUAGAUUUCUUUUCUUAACGAAUGAAUAAUUAAAGAAAAUCAACUGGCAGCUGUGGGGUGGGGGAGUUACACUGGGGUGUGUUGGUCAAGAUGCGGGUUGUAGAACGGAAAAGGGUCUCCGAAAUGGGCUGGUUUGGCCAAUUGCAUUUGGAAGUCGACGGCAUCGGUCACAUCUUGGCGUCUGUAAUCAGGUUUUUACAGUCAAAAAAACAACAACGAGCAUAAAUGAUUUUUUUUCCUUCCACCCAGGGCCUUGCUGGUAAAAAGAGUCUGUGAAUGGCAACGACAGUGUAUUGACUACUCAAUUUUAAUUCCACACACAUCCCAAGAACAAAGAAAAUAAGCCUGCAAAGAAGGCCA